GUGAGGAAUGGACCUGAGCAUCAUCUUGUCAAAUCUCGAGACCGGCAAUGAAGAAGAAAUUGAAACCCUUUUGCGAGAAUUUAACCGAGAGACAAGAAUCCGAGAAGCGGCUGCAGUCUUUGAGAAAGGGCAUGGUCAGUAUGAAGAUUAGCAGCAGAAUGCAGUUUGUGUGAGGUAUCGAUGUUCAAAGAGGACUGUUGCUAAAAUGACGAACUGUCGCACCUUCACCUUUGAUCAAAAAGAGGAGGACAAGAGAAAGAAACUGUGCGCGGGACUGGUGCGAGUGCUGGAGAGGGAUGGGUCGCCCUGCUGCCAGACCGCCUGCCUGGAGGCGCUGCGCAUCCUGUCGCGGGACAAGAGGGUCUUGGGGCCGGUGGCGACCCAGGAAGGCAUGCUGGUCCUCGCCCGGCGCGGCUGCCUCCGGGAGGCGCCCGACACCCCGCAUGAGCGGGUGGCGGUGGAGGCCCUGAAGUGCCUCUGCAACGUGGUCUUCAACAGCCAGGAGGCUCAGCAGGUAAGCGCGGACAUCCGGCUGGCGGCGGGGCUGUGCGCCCAGCUGAGGACGUCCGCCGCCUGCGGGCUGAGCCACGAGGUGUCCCUGUUCUCCCUGCGCUUGCUCUUCCUGCUCUCCGCCCUGAGGACGGACGUGCGAGCCCUCCUGCAGCACGAGCUGAAGGCGGUGGACUUGCUCGUGGAGAUCUUGGAGCACACUCUCAGCAUCAAGUGGGCGGGAAAAUACGAAGCCGCCAUGGAUCCAGACCCCAAGCCUUUACCGUUGGAGGAGAACGAACGGGCCAUGGAGGCUCUGAAAGCCCUCUUCAACCUCACCUUGUGUGACACCAGGGAAGAGGACGGUGCCCACCAGCUUCGCCUCAUCACUGCCAUCAUGCGCCAUCUUUUGAUGAUUAAGACUCAGACAGAGGACAAAACAGAGGAAGCACACAGUCAUGCCAUUAAUCUGCUGAGCAACAUUCCUGUCUCCUGCUUGGAUGUGCUGAUCAAUGUGCAAAGCCAGGGAGGACUGGAAGAGUACAAUGGAAAGAACAUGGAUGUGAUCCAGGUUUUAUUAGACUUUAUGGAAAAGCGGAUAGACAAGGGCUCAAACUACAAAGAAGGACUAACUCCAGUUCUGAGUCUUUUGACAGAGAGCUCCAGGCACCACAGAGAGAUUAGGAAAUAUAUUAAAUCCCAGGUUCUACCUCCUCUGAAAGAUGUUAAGAACCGUCCCGAAGUAGGAACUACUGUGCGGAACAAAUUAGUGCGACUUAUGACGCAUGUUGAUACUGGAGUGAAGCAGAGCGCCGCAGAAUUCCUGUUUGUACUCUGCAAAGAAAGUGUUGACAACCUGCUGAAGUACACUGGAUACGGCAACGCGGCAGGGCUGCUAGCUGCCAGGGGGCUGCUGGCUGGAGGCAGAGGGGAGGGCCAGUACUCUGACGAGGAAGACUCCGAUACCGAGGAGUAUAAAUCCGCCAAGCCUUUCAUCAAUCCUAUCACUGGACAUGUUGAAGAGCCAAUGCCAAAUCCGAUUGAAGAAAUGACUGAAGAACAGAAAGAAUAUGAAGCCCAAAAACUGGUUAACAUGUUUGACAAGCUCUCCAGACAGCAGAUCAUUAGGCCAAUGGGAGUGAGACGGGAUGGCACGUUGGCGCCGCUGGCGGAAGCUGUACAGCAGUGCAGUGCGGACAGCUGCAGCUCGGAUUCAGACUAGCACGCCCCCUGCUCCACUGCCAAGCCUGGCUUAGCACCAGGUAUCUUCAGCACGACAGCAAGAGCCUGCAGCAGCUUUCAGGCUGCGAACCUGCCAGCAGCUUUUCUUCUGACAGGUCUGCUGCCCGUGGUGAAGUGUUAAAAACGGAGAUUGAAAAAAAUCCUAGAGGGGAAUCCAGGUCAGAUAUCUUUACUUCUCUCUGAUGGUGGACCGAUACUCGGCAGGAGGACACACAGGUGUUAAAAUUGCUCUGAAGAAGCAGUACAGAUUUUGAAAUAAAACAUCGGGGUCUUUGGAAGAGAAAGCUUUGCUGGGAUUAAUUGCUACCUUUGUUUAAGUUAUUUUGCUGGUAACAUUUUCUUUGUUGACAUAUACUAUAGGUACAGCAAGAAAUUUAGCUGACCCUCCCAUCAGUAUAAGAGCAAAUAUUAAAUGGAAAAACAACAUUUAAACUCCAUGUUCCCAAAGGAAAUUAAAUCAUUUAGGAAUGAUUAAUAUAAUUCAUUUUAUACAAUUAAUAUUAUAUCACGGUUAUAUUCAUCAAGUGACCAAGUAUGAUGCUGUUCUUAAAUCCACCUCUAAUGACCAGUACUUUUAAGAUUUGUACAGUGUCAGGGCCAAUAGGAUUGUCCACCUUUCAUAUUAUUGUAUUUUCUGAUCUUGUAUGUGCUCCAGGGUGCUUUAUUUCAUGUUUUAGUUACACCCUUGCUGCUCUGCUAAGAUCUGGUACCAUGUACUGCUUGAAUACAUAUUUUCAAUUAAUACAUAAGGAUCACAGGUUUUCUCUGUUGUUGCCAGGGGUUUUUCUUGUUGCAUGAGAUGAUCCAUAAAUGUUUCUCUUUUUCCUUUUUAAAAUUUUGUACUUCUCUGUAUAAAAAUGUUUUCCUGUUGCUUCAAAAGAUGUUUUUUACAAAAAAAUAUUGUACAGAAAUUGAAUAUGCUGCAAUUAAUAUAUACCGUAAGUCUGUACAAUUCAAAUUCAACCUUUUUCUCUUAAAUUGUUUUUUUUUCUUUUCGACUAUUCUGCUGCACUUCCAUAUACAGUCAGUUCUCUUCCUAUAAAGAUAUUUUGUCAUAAAAUCAAGGCGCUUGUCUUGAAUUAAUCAAAAAGCAAGUAUUAAAUAUGUGUGCCUUUAUAAUGCUUAUAAAUGUAGUGGUAAAUUGUUGUGCAAAUAAAAACUGGACUGAUCUGCUGGAUUAAACAGUACACUGAACACGGA
Molecule: messenger RNA, 2931 nt
Organism: Lepisosteus oculatus (spotted gar)
Lineage: Eukaryota; Metazoa; Chordata; Actinopteri; Semionotiformes; Lepisosteidae
Source: RefSeq, a predicted model, not a curated record